AGGGAAUCUUUGCCAGAUUAGUCAGGGAAGAGGCAGGCUUGUUAGGAGAUAGCACAGGCAUGGAGCAUCACAUGCACACACUGACACCCUUCCACUCACACAUGCACAGUCAAUCAGGCAGCUCUCAGCUGUGUUAUACAUCUUUGAGGAUUACCCCUCUAUCCCUCCAGUAUUCCGCUGGAACGAUUGCAGCCCCUUAGAGAGAGUAGCGGGGCUUUCAAAGCCUACAUUUGAGCCGAGCGAUGAUGAGCAGGAUUUCUAUUGUUGCCUCUCAAGUGUUGUUGUGUCCUCUAACUCAGUUCCCUGCUAUGUCUUGUGGUUGGGAAGUGCAGGCAUGCAUUUUGAUUCUCACUAUUUCACGUUUGCCAUUAUUAGUCCUAUUUCUCUGGGCUUGACAGUUGUUAUUAUUGCAUGCUGCUGUUACUGUUCCUCUGACCAGUGUGUGCAAAAUGUACUAUUUCAGGAUGCUUUCAUGUCUGUCCUUGAGAAAUACAUUUUCUCAAGUGCAUGCUGUAUUAUAUGAUGUGAAUGCUGCUCUGUGUACUGUAUGAGUGUGUAUAUGAUUGAUGCAUCAGUAUUCUGUUCGGAUUGGACAGGAUGCCUUCUCUAUUUCCUCCCCUCUUGUCUUCAGCCGAGUUGCUGCUGCCGUUGCCGCCGCCGCCGCCGCUGCUGCUGCUGCUGCUAGAGCUUCUCUUGCUGCAUGCAUACUCAUGUUUCUGGCCUCUAAUUGCCUUUGUGGAAAAUACUGUGGUUGCUGCAGAUAUUGGAAAGGGAGCAAUGAAAUGGUUGAAGAUAACACAGGAUGCAGCAGGCACCCUUGUUGAAAACCACACACCUAAAAUCACGUUUCCCCCUUCUCAUUUUUGUGCAUGAAGCCUGAGGCAGGAGAGAACGGCUCCCUGGAGGACAUGGAAGAGGACAUCAGUCUGAAGAAGCGUAAAGGCGAUCACCAUGGAGAGAAAGUGCUGCAGGCCGGGCAGGAAACUGGCGAAAAGGUCAAAAGGAAGCGAGGGCGCCCACCAGCUGAGAAACUGCCUCCAAAUCCACCUGAACUCACCAGGACACUGAACACACUGGUCGAUAUGGUUAUCAACUACAAGGACGGGUUGGGACGACAGAUCAGUAAAGGCUUUGUGCAGCUUCCCUCUAAGAAGGAGGUACCUGAGUACUACGAGCUGAUCCGAAAGCCUGUGGACUUCAGAAGGAUCAGGGAACGUGUGCGUAAUCAUAAGUACAGAAGUGUGGGGGAUUUGGAAAAGGACAUUUUCCUCCUGUGUCACAAUGCUCAGACUUAUAACCUGGAGGGAUCUCAGAUCUAUGAGGAUUCAAUUGUCAUUAAGUCUGUUUUUGAGAGUGCGAGACAGAGAAUUGUCACAGACGAGGAGCAGAAAGAGACGGUCAGCACCAGUCACAGUGAUAAUGGCAGCAGAGCUGAAGACCAGUUUGUUCCAUCAGCAGUGAUACCAUUACCCGACCAGCUAAAGAAGGGGGCUAAGGAGGAGAGAAGCAGAAAUACCAUGGCCAAGAGGCUCCACAGUGAUUUAGACAGUGAUGAAGAUCUAAAGGAUAACACCACAAAAGAUGAAGGUUGAACUGAAAGGAACUCCAAUCCUUUUUUGUAUUCUUGUUCAUGUAUUUUCACUGCCACAUCCCUUUUCAUUGGUUUCUUCACUGAAAAUAAAACGGGAAGGGCCACUCAAAGAGAGGAACUCAUGGAAUAACGCUUUUUCAUUUAGAUGACUCAUGCCACUCAAACAUGUCUUGCUGCACAUAGUGCUGUUUGUUUAAUUUAGCUGGUCUUUUACAAUAAUUAUAAUUUCCAUUUUAUCUGCCUUAGUCCCUGUGAUUGCUUCUGCAGAUAUUAUGUAAAAAACCAGUUUCACUGACUGUUUUUAAUCAGUAUAUUUGAUUGUAUGAAAUGCCUUCAUAUGUCUUGGAGCAUGAUUUGUAUAUCUCUCCUGAAGCCGGCUCCUCCAGAGCAGCACCUGCUGAUGAUGUUGAUGUGUUCAGGGUUAAAGAAUCGAAGCACAGGGGAAGAUCUUUUUAAAGAAAAUGAGAUGAAAUGAACACUUCAAGUGUGUUGAAAAUCUCUGAAUGUGAUUUUAGAGAUUAUACAUCUUUGAUUUAAAAAAAAAACAAAAAACAAAACGUGGAGUCAAAGAGACUUAAUAAAUACUAGUACUGAUAGUAUACCUUUUGUCUGCUUCUGAUACUUGAUGGAAUAUGUUUGGGUCUAAUCAAGGGUACUCAAGUUGAACAUUUGUAUCCCUUGUGCUACAGUAUAUUCACAUAUUGUACAGUCUGUGUGAAAAGUAAGUAAAAACUUAAUUGCUUUUCAUUUACUCCCCUAGUUAUUGGGGAGGGUGAAAAACAUCAUUGUUAAGACAAUCCCUGGAAACAUGUAUCACUUAAACACUUGCGAAAUAAAUUUUACCAAAAAGUC
Messenger RNA from Lates calcarifer (barramundi perch), 2443 nucleotides. RefSeq names its product probable global transcription activator SNF2L2. Bases 870 to 1592 code for a protein of 240 amino acids. The record is from RefSeq and is a predicted model, not a curated record. The transcript is spliced from 6 exons. Gene Ontology annotation, molecular function: protein binding. Gene Ontology annotation, biological process: chromatin remodeling. Lineage: Eukaryota; Metazoa; Chordata; Actinopteri; Centropomidae. Gene Ontology annotation, cellular component: RSC-type complex.